This is a messenger RNA of Acanthosepion pharaonis, 588 nucleotides long. Lineage: Eukaryota; Metazoa; Mollusca; Cephalopoda; Sepiida; Sepiidae. The record is from the annotation of a GenBank genome assembly.
AUGUACAUCCCAAAUAAACCAGCGAAGUACGGCAUCAAGAUCGUCAUGGUAAAAGAUGUCAAGAGCAAGUACAUACUGUCAGGGAUCCACUAUCAUGGGAAGCAGGGGACACGGUCGACAGACGGGCAAAACCUUGGCCACUCCUUCACCAAGGACCUGACACAGCGCUACCACAACACCAAGAGGAAUGUAACAACCGACAAUUGGUUCACCUCUGUGCCUCUCAUCCAGGAUAUGCUGCACAAUUGUGGGAUGACGCUGAUUGGGAUAGUCAGAGGAAAUAAGUCAGAGAUAGCAGAAGAGAUGAAGGAGAAGACCACACGGGCUCCAGGUUCCAGUGCCUUCCUGUUCACGAAGGACAUGACACUGGUGUCGUAUGUGCCCAACGCCCCUUCCAGCAAGAAAAUUGUCCUCCUCAUGUCUUCAAUGCAUAGAAGUGCGUAUGAGGAGUUUGGAAGUCAGCUCGGGACCAGUACCCACUUCAGCAGUGACUCACGGGACUUGGAAAGCCGUAUGAGGAGUUUGGAAGAAAGCUCGGGACCAGUACCCCCUUCAGCAGUGACUCACAGGAUCUGGAAAGCCGUAUGA